Messenger RNA from Amoebophrya sp. A25, 542 nucleotides. NCBI's taxonomy places the organism in Eukaryota, Dinophyceae, Syndiniales, Amoebophryaceae. The record is from the annotation of a GenBank genome assembly.
CUCAGAUCGCAAAAGUGUUUCUUUUUUCAAUCAUAAACCGUUUGCUGAAGUUAAAUCAUGAAUCGUCGACUACUUGUAGAUCGCACUAAUCUUUGAUCAUGUAAAAAUCAAAAUGACCACGAAAAAAGAUGAAGUCACACCAUCGCCAUGCCAUUGCCUUUAUCGUCCUCUAGGACGACUACCGCAAACUCUUCGCGCUAGUACCCGAAUCCGAGCUACAACAUCGAAACGACUUCGUCCAACAUGUUGCAUCACUCGAUCCGCAUCUAUCAUUCGACGCCUCACGACAACGCUCCUGCUGGCGAAUACGAUUCUAUUUUCACUUUGCGGAUCGACAACACAUUUCGUGUCGGCAUCCACGUUUCACCGUAUCAAGCAGUUUCAGCAGAGUGUACACGAAAGCAAACGACGAGCGGAAGAAGAAGGAAGAGCUAGGGAGAGUGAGAUUGUAGAUCGGCAAAAUUCAAACAACCGAGGAACGUGGCUCGAGCGGGCAAGCGAUUGGGUCAAAGCGCGUGCGACGCCAAGACCAGAAACGCCUC